UGAAAUGUGAUAUGAAAAUAUUAGCUUUUUCACAUAAUGAGACAAGCUCAGGCAGUGAGGAGAAUGGUGGAAAAGGAAUUCUAUAGAACACAGCCAGCUUCUGCCUUGCUCAGUUCUUGACCCUCCCCAUCAGAAUAUUUCAUCUCAUUUAACAGCACUGGAAACUGUUGCUGCUAAACAAGAUCAAAUUAUUAUAGUUGCAUAGUUUCCUGCUUCUGUGUCUUUCCCCUGCAACUAAUUCAGUUCUCUUAAUCCUGUUAAAAGCAAAUUAGAAGGUCUAGGAAGCAGCCUGGCAUCCCCUUGUACUUCCUUGAAAAUUCUCCCAUCUGACUGGUGGUGUGGGGUUCCUUCUUGGUUAACAAUCGUUUAAGAAGGAAACACUGAGGCAGAAACCAAGUCCUUUAUUUUGGUAUUGCACUAAUAUAUAUCAAAAGUAGGACAGGAUGAAAUAAAAUUAUUUUAGAUCUUUUUCCCCCCAAAUCAAACAACCACAUUUCUCGGUAGGCACAUACAACUGAAAUGCUGCCAACAGCCUGCUCAAACUUUCCUCUUUCCAGACAGAGGCAGAUAUAUAGGUUUGGUUUUAUUUAUUCUACUUUCUAUUCUUAAGAAACAGUUACUUUUUUUUUUUUUUUUAAAGUAGCAGAAAUCACACAGACUCACACAUUCUGAGACAAUCAGGUGGUUUUUUUAUUUUGGAAAUGUAUAUGCCAGCUGGAAAGUAUAAUAUGUCUUUAUUAUUCUCUUGCCUAUUUUAAUUAUCUCUCUUGCUGUGUUCUUUCUGACCUGUCUUCUACUAUUCAGUUUCUCUUAUGGUAAUGCAGUUUGUGCUUUUUGUUAGACUUAGUCAGACUUAUUCACCUACUUUUGUCCUCAGCCAGCUCUUUCAUUACCUAUCUGUAAGUCUAUUAUUAGUAAGUGUUGUGGCUGAAGCUGCAGAAAACUAAUUUAAGGCAGGUAUUAGAAGCUUGUACAAUUAUUUGGUUUUUUUUGCUUGGUCAGCUUGAGUAUGAUAGAAACAGAAACCUCUAUCAAUCAGAAAGUGAUGCCAUUUGUCAGAUAAUCACUGCUGACACCGAGGACCAGAAUUUUGCUUGUAUUUUCCUUUUGCUUUUAUUUUCCUUUUGCUUAUUUUAAUAAGGUGACACUUGUCUUGGUAAGUAAUUGAUUUUUGUUCUGCUCCUUAUUCGAAAGACCUUUGUUAUCCCCAGUGCUGUUUUCCCACUACUGUAUUUGUAAUAUGCAACCUUCUCUUUAUUCUUUGUGUCUGGAAUUAAUUUUUUCCUGUAGUUUACAGUUGGUUGUUUUUGAAGGCAUCUUUGCUCUCAAAAUGAGGCUUUUCUCUUCUCAGAUAUUUGAAUCACGUUGACCGUAUCGCAUCCUUUGCUGUUGCCUUCAUAGCAGCACUCUGUCCUGGUGACGGUCUUUAUUUUGAACUCUCCAGUCCUCACUGUUGGGCUUCAUUGUGUAGUGUUUUCCUCCUCCCAUAACUGAAACUUCUUAUCCAGGCACAGCCUUUUUCUCGUGCCAUCCAGGCAUAUCUGGCUUAGGCAAUGUGCAUCUGGGGUGUGUGGGGUGUUGUUUCUCUUUUUUUCCUUGUAGAGUGCAAGGACGAGAAGGAGGACGCAUUGCUGAAUACUGAGCACUUUGUGGUAGAUGCUGAUGAUGUUGGUACAGGGAGCAGUGUGCUAUCUGCUUUCCAAAGCACAGCUGUAAAGGAUACCUUGGAAACAGAAGAUGGGAUCAACCCACUAAAGAAGGUGGAGGAAGAUGGAAGAUAUUGCACCCUGCAGGUAACUGGGUCAACUUCCCAUGACUCAGCAGCCCCUGACGGCCAGCUCAACCUUGCCUCAGUGUGGGGGGGGCUGUCAGAUUUCCUCAGUGACAUGAAGGGUCUGUCCCCACUUUCUGUGGUUGAAUUUGCACGGGAGCCCGCAAGUCAGUCAGGGUCACGUGAACAGUGUGACAGCUAUUACUCUGAUGGGAUUGAAAAGGAGGCAAAGAAGAAAAAAAGUAACCACAGAAGUGGAACGUGCGCUGAGAAAGCAUCUAGUGGAAUCCCUGGAGACAUCUGCAGGCGGGAUAUGUGUGGCCCAGCUACUCGCCGAUCAACCAAAUGCACUUCAGCCAAUGCUGCAGCUCAGCAAUCCAACAAGGUGUCUUCAGUUCUGGAAUCCAGAAGCAGCCAUGAUGGGACCAAGGGAAAAAAAGAGUUACUUGAGAAUCCAGAAAUUCUACCACGGGUCAGGAAGAAGUCACGCACCUUCUAUAGCACAGAGCAGCUAGAAGAGUUGGAGAAGAUGUUCCAGGAAGACCACUACCCCGAUAAUGAGAAGAGGAGGGAGAUUGCGGCUGCGGUUGGUGUAACGCCACAGCGUAUCAUGGUCUGGUUUCAGAAUCGCAGGGCGAAGUGGCGGAAAUCAGAGAAGUUGAGUGUGAAAGGCAACAAAAAGUAUUCAACGUCAUCAGCUCUGUCAGUCCCCUUUGGGUCAGAUGGUUAUGGGGCACCUCUUCUGCCCAUGCCUCCAUUGCCUGACAGUGCUCAUGACCAGUCUGCCACGCUUGGUGUAGACACUACAGCUGGGAACUACUCCAGCCUGCUCAGUGGACAUCCUGCACCACUUGCCUCCUCCUCAGUCUCUUCAGUGGCACAAAUGGUGGCAUCUUGUGAAGCAGUUCAGACAAAGGCACUACCACAGCUCAACUUCAGUUCCAGCAGAAUGGAGUGCUUCCCUAGCCUUCCCAGCCCUCCACCCAUCCGCAGGGCCAGCCUACCUCUCAGUCUGUCCUUCAGCUCCCACAACCAUAUUGUUCCCUUGAUGCUGGACACUCCCAACAGCGAAUGCAGCUUGUCCAGUCAGGAAAAUGGCUCUGGGGAGGCCUUUACUUCCAGCAUCCAGAACCAAGGUUUGAGUUCCCCAGUUUCCUGCCAUUACCCUGGGCAGCUGGAGUCAGCAGGCAACCUAGAGACCACAUACUGUCAGUACAGCAGCCAGGGUGGAAUUUACCAGCUGCCCCAAUAUCCCCAGCAGCACCAGCUCUCCCAGUUCCAUCAUCUGCCAGGUCACCUGGCCAGCAAUGUGCUCUCCAGUGUCCCUCUCACUCCUACACCACCACCCACUGAGUCCCAUACAGCUUUCCUCGCCUUGCCUGGUAACAGUGGAGUCGUAACCUAUGGGGCAGCAGGAGCUACACAAGGCUAUGCACAAAACCACAUGGGAGGACAGCUCUUGUUACAGCAGCCAAGUGGAAACUCAGCAGGCAUCACUGCCUAUCAAGCUGCCCCCUGGAAUGAUUUGUACACACAGGAAGCUCCGUUCUCCAAUCAGUUGCGCUCACAUAUGCCAUUUUCCAGCACAGCAGGAGGACAGUACUUCACAGAGGAGAUUUCCUAUACUCAGCCACCUUGCCUGCCCUCCUCUCCAUAUUUUCUUCAAGUGCCCAAUGGAAGAACGCUGGGAUCUAUGCCACAUACUGGAAAACAAAAGGGAGUCACACCACCAGACCAGAGUUCAUACCAGAACCACCAAACAGAGCCAGAGUUGAAAUCUUUUGCUGAAAGAGAGGAAGUAGAGAGUAGCGGCAAGAAAGGAGAGACUAUUGUUGAUAAUGAAGAAGAAACUAAUGACUGAUGCUGCAUUCUGAGAAAAAAAAGGAAGAGAAGGAGUUACUAUUUUAAGCUCUGCAAAAUAAGAAGAGAGAAAAAGAGAGAUGAUAAUAAUAUUUGCAACAGAAGCACUUUUUUUUCUUUUCUGGGUUGUAUUUUUUUUUCUUGUUGCCAUGAUUAUUCUCCCGCUGAGGAAAGAAGCAGGGAAAUUUCAGUCAAUAAAAGCUUCUAAUCUGUGUUUUUUGCAAAU
Molecule: messenger RNA, 3857 nt
Organism: Phalacrocorax carbo (great cormorant)
Lineage: Eukaryota; Metazoa; Chordata; Aves; Suliformes; Phalacrocoracidae
Source: RefSeq, a predicted model, not a curated record